UUAUGCAAAGCUAUUGUAAGUAUACAAUGCAAACUCACUAUCAAUCUGGCACAUGCACGGUAAGCACACAAUAUUAUAUUCUCUAAGAUAUUGCUAUCAAGUUAGUAGCUAUGGCCAACAAAUACAUAUACCGAAAUGUGAGACUCUUCAAAAACGAUACCCUUGGUACUGGCUCCUAUGGAGCAGUGUGUAAAGCCAAGUGCGAUCAGCUACUCUGUGCUGCCAAGCUGCUCUAUCCAGUGUUAUUCCAAAUGAUUGCUCCCGAUCUUGGCAAAGAACAUAGACAUCCGUUUAGAAGGUUCGAAAUGGAGUGUGCAUUUUUGAGUCGGAUAAACCACCCCAACAUUGUACAGUACUUGGGGACCUAUCGCGAUCCCGACACAAAUGCACCAGUUCUUCUCAUGGAGCUCAUGGACGAGAGUCUGACACACUUUCUGGAGUCAUCACCUGGAGACAUUCCAUACCACAUCCAAGUCAAUCUCUCCUAUGACAUAGCUCAAGCACUUGCCUUUCUCCACUCCAAUGGGAUCAUCCAUCGUGACCUCUCCAGCAACAAUGUCCUACUGGUUGCAGGAAGUCGAGCAAAAGUCACUGAUUUCGGAAUGUCCAAAUUCACAGACAUAAAUGGUACUAUGACCACAUGCCCGGGAACACCAGCAUUCAUGUCUCCCGAGGCACUAAACGAACCACCUGUGUACACAGAGAAAUUAGACAACUUCUCAUUUGGUGCGCUUUUAGUUCAGACUACAACUCGACAGUUUCCAAAGCCAGCAGAUCGAUUUGAGAGCAUUCGAAUUCCCGAUCCACGAAAUUCAGGUAGCACAAUUGAAGCUAAAAUAGCAAUCCCAGAAUGGGAGAGACGACAAGCCCACAUCAGCCUGAUUGAGCCCACCCACCCUCUACUGCCGAUUGCCCUUCACUGCCUCAAAGACAGAGAUGUUGAACGACCAUCUUCCCAACAGCUUUGCCAAACACUGGAUACUCUCAAGAGGACCCCACGAUACCAGGAAAGCUCCCAACAAGACCUGCACCAGAUACUCAGAGAGAAAGAUGAAGCAAAUCAAAAGAUAAUAAUGAUGAAAGAUGAGCAAAUUACUGAACAAUUACAAGCAAAUCAAGAAAUGAUGACACAUAAAAAUGAGCAGCUACACGCAAAGGACAUUGAACAUCAAACCCUUCUACAUGAGGCCGAUACCAGGGAGAGACAACUGAGGAGUCUUAACCAAGAGUUACAGUCAAGUGAAGACAACACUGCUGCUCUCCGACAAGCCAUCGAUCAACGAGACAGAGAAAUGACUCAACUGAGACAAACAUUGGCAAGUAAGGACAAAGAAAUUCACGAUCUAUCGACUCGAAUCUACCAAGUCGAACUGCAAGAUAUGAGAGAAGAUCAAGCUACGUUAGUGAGACCUGUUCAAAUCCUGAAGUGGGAGUCACUACCUGAUGUACCUUUCGUUAUGAGCGAUGGAUCAUCAGCCAUGGUUGGAGAUAAAGCAUACUUCAAAUGUCUUGGAAAGGAACCUAUUUACGAGUUCAGCAACAAUCAGUGGCACACAUUACCACAACGCCUAAGAAAAUUCUUCACUAUCGUCAGUGUUGAUGACAUGCUCACAACUGUGGGAGGACAGUUAGACACACAUCGCUAUAGCAACAAACUCUACAGUUACAUUAACAACAAAUGGGUCCUGCACUUUCCUCCCAUGCCUACCAAACGGAGGGUGCCUGGAGCUGCGUACGCUAAUAACACACUUGUAGUGGCUGGGGGAUAUUAUGAUCUCAAUUAUUUUACGACUGUCGAGAUACUGAACACAGUGAACAUGCAAUGGGCUAGUGUUAGCUCACUACCUGCACCAACCCCUCGACCAUCAGCAACGAUCUGUGGAGACUAUGUGUACAUACACCCACGAGCUAGUGAUGACCAAGAAGAGCAUUCAGUGUACAAAUGCUCAUUAAGACAACUAACUCAGUCCCAGCCAAGCUCCGCAAUAUGGGAGAAGAUUUCCCAUUGGCCGUUUAGCAGGUUCUCACUUGUUACUGUCAAUGGCCACCUGCUGGCAGUGGGUGGGAGAGACUCUAACAGAGAUAUAAUAUCCAAGGACGUAUAUCAGUACAAUACGACAUCGUGGACUAUCGUUAGUCAAAUGUCCAAACCUCAAUUAGCAUGUCUCACUGUUGUCCUCCCUGGGAACAAACUGAUGGUAGUAGGAGAAGGAUUUGGUGCACAGACAAAUUGUGAAAUAGCUACUUUUGUAUAGUGCUUACCAGUAAACAGUUUGCUCAUGAAUAUUCGUAAUGAUUUUGUGAACUAUAAAUGCCAUGAUAGAAGUUUGAAGCACAUAUACAUGAUAAAUAUAUUGGUGUAUCAUCCUUAAGAGAAGUUAAAAGAUUUUCAAGUGGAAGCUCUGAGCGAUCAUCAAGUUACACAAACUAGUCCUUUUAAACUUCCAAAAACACUUUUAGCUCUGUGUUCUUGCUCGUAUAUAUAUGAUGCUUCUUACCCUUUUGGAGGGCGGGUCCAAGCGUUUUUUCUUUCCAGGCCAAGAAACACUCACAAAGUAUAGACUAUAACUUCCAGCUCAUUCUAUAGCUGG
Messenger RNA from Halichondria panicea, 2591 nucleotides. RefSeq names its product probable serine/threonine-protein kinase drkD. Gene Ontology annotation, biological process: protein phosphorylation. Bases 111 to 2255 code for a protein of 714 amino acids. Gene Ontology annotation, molecular function: ATP binding; protein binding; protein serine/threonine kinase activity. The transcript has a single exon. The record is from RefSeq and is a predicted model, not a curated record. NCBI's taxonomy places the organism in Eukaryota, Metazoa, Porifera, Demospongiae, Suberitida, Halichondriidae.